Nicotiana attenuata is the source of this 4146-nucleotide messenger RNA. RefSeq names its product U-box domain-containing protein 43-like. Gene Ontology annotation, biological process: protein ubiquitination; cell surface receptor signaling pathway. The transcript is spliced from 4 exons. The record is from RefSeq and is a predicted model, not a curated record. The coding region runs from base 841 to 3885 and encodes 1014 amino acids. NCBI's taxonomy places the organism in Eukaryota, Viridiplantae, Streptophyta, Magnoliopsida, Solanales, Solanaceae. Gene Ontology annotation, molecular function: ubiquitin-protein transferase activity; protein binding.
UGUUAUUUUCUUGGUAUUUAUUGACUUGCAUGAGUCAAUGGGUCUUUCUAUCACUUAAAAUAAUGAGUCUUUUCUGAACAAAUGGCAGUUCUGAUGUUCAAAAGAAUUUCCUUGAAGCUUAAGUAGCAGAUAAGGCAGGAGAAGUGGAAUUUUAGACACAUUUUGCGGAAACAAUUGGAUUAUUUUUGGACUUCCUCUUCUUUCUUAUAUGAGAAAACGGGCAGCCUGCUGCAGAAAGUAUCCUACGUUUACACAGGGUCCGGAGAAGGGCCGCAUUUGGAAUGCGAUGUAGGCAGCCUACCCUAAUACAAGCAUUAGUGAUCAAUUCCACGGCUCGAACCCGUGAUCUAUAGGCAGAGGUGGACCUAUGCUAUAGGUCGAGGGGUCACCAGCCCCCUUAAAGUUAGGCAAAAAUUUCAUGUAUGUUUUUAGAAAGUAGUGAUAUAUUAGUAGUGGGCACCCUAUAUACAAAGCAGAUUUUGGUUGAAUAAAAAAGUGCACACCUUCAAAUCCUAGGUCCGCCUCUACUUAUAGGUCACACGGAGACAACUCUUUUUUCUUUUAUGGAAGUCCCAAAAUUUCAUGAGGAAUAUUUAGAUUCACCUCCAGACUUCUUUGUUGGUUUAUAUUUGAAUCUCAUUUUUUUUAAUCUCAGGGAAAGCUGAGACUGAGCAUAUAUACAAUUCUAUCUUCCAAGAAUUUGUCGAAAAUCUGAAAUAGCGAAUAGAUUGUUGGAGUAGAGACAAUAUAAUUGAACACAAAAGAACUUGCAUAGCUUUUACAGAUUUAGUGAUCAAGUCAGGAGAACAAGUGCCAUUUCAAUUUGAUACUUUUUUUGUAAUGGCGGAGUUAGUUCCAAUUGGGACUAUUUUAGCUGUGAUUAGCAGUCAAGUAAUGAAAACAGCUCUAGCUGCGAACGAUGUAUUAUUUGAGAAGGAGAGUUUUAAGGUUUUGGGAAAUUACCUUUUGGACAUUGAGCCUGUCUUGAAAGAAUUGCAGCUACAAAAGUUAAACGAUUCGCUUGCUGCAAGGCAAGCUUUAGAAUCCCUUGAAGCUGAUUUAAAGAAGGCUAAUGACUUGGUCGAAAAGUACAAAAACCGAGCCCGUUUUUACUUGCUAGUCAAGUGUAGGAACAUUGUUGAGGAGGUACAGGAUGUUACGAGGGACAUUGGAAAAUCUUUAGCCGCGCUAUCCAUUGUCAACAUAGAAGUCUUGUCGGGGAUUUCAGAAGAGGUAAAUAGGCUGCAGAAUGAGAUGCAAAGAGCUAACUUUGAGGCUUCUCAGUCGCGGCUCCAAAUUGUUAACAAGUUAAACCAAGGUCUAUCCGAUCAGAUACACGACCAGGAAUUUGCCAACAAUAUUCUCAACGAAAUAGCAAGGGCUGCUGGCGUACCGGUGGAGCCUGCAGAGAUAACGAAAGAGCUAGAUAAUUUCAAGAAAGAGAAAGAAGAAGCUGCUUACCGAAAAGAGAGAGCUGAAGUCUUGUUUCUGAAUCAAGUUAUUGAGCUGCUCUCUCGAGCCGAUGCUGCACGAGAUUAUGAGGAAGUCAGAAGCCAGUACUUCCAGAGAGUUAGCAUUAUAGAAGGAUAUGACCCUAAAGAAGAAUACAUUCAGCCAUUUAAAGCUUUAUUUUGCUGUAUAACUGGAACGAUAAUGGUAGAUCCUGUAAGCCUAUGCACUGGUACUGCCUGUGAAAGAGCGUCUCUCCAAGCUUGGUUCGAUUCAGGGGAGAAAACAGAUCCCGAAACAGGUGAAGAACUGCAGGAUUUGUCCUUCAGGCCGAACCUCCAAUUGAGACAGUUAAUCGAGGAGUGGAAAGAGCUCAACUAUUGCAUCAAAAUCAGGGCUUGCAAGGGGAAAUUGCUUUCUGAAGUGGAUGCAUUAAUCGAGGAGGCUCUUGCGCAAAUGCAAGAACUUAUGAAAGAAAAUUCAAUAAAUAAAGAAUGGGUGACGAUUGGAGGACUCACUGAAAUUGUCAUCUCUAAGCUUGGCAGUUUGCAUAACGGAUAUCUGCAAGAUAAAGCAAUGAUUACGUUGAAGGAUGUUGUAGAAGGGCAUGCUAGAAACAAGGACGUGUUCGUUGAGAACCAGGGGCUUGAGAAUGUUGUGACAUGCUACGGAACAGACUCAACCAUUUCAGGGGCUGCAAUUGAGCUGAUAUAUGAGGUUCUACAAGAUCGGCCUGGUUGGAACUUGGCUUAUUGCCAGAUGCUUUCUCAGCAGUCCAAUGCAAUCUUGCUUCUCGUCUCGUUUCUCAAAAGUCAGACCGGUCCAUUAGCUGAGCAAGUAGAAGAAAUCUUGGGUAAGCUUUGUGAUGAGGAAGAGGAGAACAUUGUUAGGGCUGCUCGAGAGGGAUGGUAUGGACCACUUAUUGAUAGGUUGCAUCAUGGAUCGGCAUCUUCAAGAAUGUCAAUUGUUAGAGCAACUCUUGGUUUGGAACUCGGGGAUGAAGAUAUGAAGAUCCUUGGGGAGAAAGGGGUGAUCCCUCCUCUGCUUGAGAUGGCAUCUGGAAAUAUUGAAUCAAAAGAACUGUCGUUAUCUGCACUUGUGAAGUUAUCAAGCUUAAAUGGCAAUAAGAUGCUUAUAGCUGCGGCUGGAGGUGUUCCUAUCAUUUUAAAGCUAAUGAUUUCAUCCCAUGUACGUUCAAUUAUCAUCGCUAAGUGCUGUGAGGUUCUUGCUAAUCUUUCUUGCAAUGGUGAUGGAGUUAAGUUCUUGAUUGAUGAAACUGACAACCAACUUGUACUAGAGCCUGUAAUCGCAUACUUGCUGGCUUUUCAGCAGAAUCUCACAUCCUCGGACAUUGUUCGUAGGCAUGCUUUACGUGCACUAUUAGGAAUCUGUCAAUCUGAAGCUGGACUUGUCAAGUCAGCUGUUCUCUCUGCCGGUGGUGUUUCAGUGGUCCUUCCCCUUCUAGAUGAUUCGAACCAGGAAAUAAGAGAAGCAGCAAUAAACCUUCUUUUCCUCUUCUCACAGCACGAGCCAGAGGGGGUCGUUGAGUAUCUUCUUAAGCCAAGAAGGCUUGAGGCUUUAGUCGGUUUCCUUGAAAAUGAUAACAAAGGUGAUGUGCAGAUGGCUGCAGCCGGUUUACUAGCCAACCUUCCGAAAUCAGAAACUUCACUCAGAGAGAAACUCAUAGAAUUAGGUGGACUGAAGGCCAUUGUUAACAUCUUAAAAACCGGAACCAUGGAAGCGAAGGAAAAUGCUCUCAGUGCCCUCUUCAGGUUCACAGAUCCAACAAAUCUCGAGUCUCAACGUAAUGUGGUUGAACUUGGGGCAUAUCCUAUACUUGUAACUCUUCUCAAAGCUAAUUUAAUAACUGCAGAAGCAAGAGCAGCAGCACUCUUAACUGAUCUAUCAAUGCGAAGUCAUGAACUCAGUGUCGGAUCCAAGAAAGCUUCUUGUUUCUGUAUUGGCCGAGCACGUGCUCCUAUCUGUCUUGCGCACGGGGGUGCCUGCAGUGUGAGCAAAACAUUUUGUCUGUUAGAGGCAAAUGCAUUGCCUGGUCUUGUCAAACUUUUAAAAGAAAAGAUACACGCCACGUCUUAUGAGGCGAUUCAAACGCUCUCUACUUUGGUUCGAGAAGAGUCUCCUCAUAGAGGAGCCUAUGUGCUGCACAAGGAGGAUGCGAUUUCACCAACAAUAGAAGUUCUAAGCUGGGGAUCAGAAUCUUUGAAAGGGGAAGCUUUAGGGCUGCUGGAAAAAGUAUUUAUGUCAAGGGAAAUGGUUGAUUUUUACGGGCCAACAGCUCGACUACAUCUUGCGCGUUUAACAGGAGGUAGAAUUUGUGAAGAUGGACAUCUCCAAAGGAAAGCUGCUAGAGUCUUGUUACUUAUCGAUCGUCAAUCCAGAUCAUCCGGGUCUCUUGUUGCAGGAAUAUCUGGUUGAAAAUCUCCAGUCUUACAUUUCAUUCCACACCCUACAAAGCGUUGUCUUAGGUCGAAAAGUGUGGCUUUUGAUCAAAGGCUACAUUUUCUGAUAGUUUAGUCCACACGUUUCAGGUGUGGUUAAAGGCCUAAUAUAUUUAGUGAACUCUCUUGAUUUUUCAUUCCCAAUUAGCUGUAUGUAAUUAUGUUCUUGUGUGGUAUGUGUUAAAGAAAUUCAUAUUUUGAGACCUAUAAUAGAAGUAUAUUGAUCUUUGAUAUUCUA